AUGGCGAGUGUGGCCGACACUGCCGUGACGUUCGCCAGCAAAGCUCGUCAAUACGGGCUGAGCCAAGGGGUGCUUGACAGUUUGUCUGCAGCUGGCAUCACAACGUAUUCUGCCUUACUUUUCGCAGUGGCGAGUGCGCCUGGGGCUGUAGACGAGGUCAGGCUCAAAGCAGCCAAAGAUAAGCACCUGGGACCUGAUGCCACUGAGGGUGCAGUGUCGGCCUUCUCGCGACUCCUCUUUGAGGCCGGGACUUUCGUCGUCGCCGAGCUCAGGAGUUCGGUGGCCGGUGAAGACGAUGGCUCCAAGAAACUUACCUCUCAGGAGCGCACCAGUCGCAUGGAUGCAUUGCGUGCCAAACUAGGAGCGUGGCCUAUCACUGGCUCGUUCGAGCCGAGCCAUGUUCUUAUCGAUGCCGCUUUUGGGAUGGUCGCUGAUAGCUCUGUGCGCUACUUGCCACCCAGCAAGUGCAGUUCCCGUGAACAGGAAAUUCUUUCAGAACGCCGUGACGACACGUUGUUUCGCCUUGAGGCCACUGCCCUGAAAGCUGCCAGAAAGCCUGUUCUGCCUAAGGUUGACCUUGGCAAUGAACUGAGGUUGUAUCAGGCACUUAGCAGGAGAGGUGUUGCACUGGAGGUCGCUGGUGUCUGUUCUUUCUCUGUGCACGAGAACUACGUGCGUGGUCUGUUGGACCACCUGCAGCGCAUGCCUCCGCCUGGGUACUCUGCUCCUGGCAUUGACGCCGUUCUGGCAGCUGAUCGUGCUGUCUGGCAACAGGUUGCUGCUCAGGUUCCUUGUUUGCCUGCUGUGGACGUUGCUGCCAAGGUCGAUGCUGCUUUGCUUACUGCUGCUGGCGCCCCUGCUGUUGCCUUUCAUGUCAUGCCUCGUGAGAAGAAGCGGGCACUUGAUGAUCCCACGAAGCCCCCGGGCAAGACGGGCAAGGGCGAUGGCAAGGACAACCGUCCUGGCAAGGGCAAAGAGAAGGGUGGCCGGGGCAAGGGGGGCAAGACCCCCGGUGGUGGCAAGCCCGGUUCCCCUGCUAAGCAGACUGCUGUUCCUGCUGCCCUCAAAGGCCUGGACCCCAACAAGGAUGGCACGCCUUUGUGUUUCGAUCGCAACUUGGCUCACGGUUGCAAGCGCGAGACUUGGCAGACACCUGCUGGUUUGCAGUGUGAGAAAGGGCUGCAUUUGUGCAUGAAGUGCGGCAGCCCUGACCAUGGCGCCCAUGUAUCUGUUCCCUCGGUGGAUUGUAUCCUCGAGGCGCAGGCCACUGCCUCUGCUGAGUUCAUAAAAUCGCUCAGCAAGUGCUUGAAGGCAUCAGGUUUCGAGACCGUUGCUGUUGAUGUGAAGGAUGCUGCCGGACACCAAGUUCUGAAGCUUGACUUGCUCUCUGCCUCUGGCUUGGCUGUGUUGUGGGAAGUUCUCAACUCCGGUCAGGUACUGUAUGUGCACAUGGCGCCACCGUGUAGCACUGCAUCUGCUGCCCGCUUCAUACCAGGUGGGCCACGACCUUUGAGGGAUGCUGCACAUCCUGAUGGCCUUCCUGGGCUCAGUUUCUCACAGAGGUUUCAGGUUCACAAUGCAAAUCGGUUAUACGGACUGUGCCGGGAUGUUGCCCUCUUCUGCCAGAGUAGACAGAUUGGCUGGAGCAUUGAAAAUCCGUCUUCCAGCCUGUUCUGGCUUGCCUCACCCAUGGUUUCCCUUUGCAAGCAUCUUGGCAGUGACUUGUGCACCGUGGUCUUCGACCACUGCUGCUGGGGGGGUGACAGGCCCAAACGGACGGCGCUUUGGAGCAACUUGCGCUGCCUAGGUUCGCUUGAGGCGAUGUGCUCUCCUAGCCUGGGUCACGUGCAUAAGCCCUGGGGCAGACUGUCUGAUGGCACCUGGAGCACCAAGGCUGAGGCUGCAUACCCUUUGCCUUUGUGCCGGUUCUGGGCACAUCUUCUUCAGAAACACUGGGGAUCUGAGUUGUCGGCGCGGCUUGCGCCGUCUGCAGUCAACUGGUCUGGGCCUGCGUGCCUUUUUGAGACGCGUCGAGCUCUUGGCCUUUUUCCUAGGGGCCGGCAUCCUGGUGAGUUACAUAACCCUUUCAGCGAUAAGAUUCAGGUGAGGUUGCCACUGAGCACUGCUGUGCACUUGCUGGUGCCUGGUUCUGUUGCGCAGAUUGCGGGGGCACCGAAAGGUUGCAAGGUUCUGUCCUGUGUGAAGGAGGCAGCAUCCUGGCUCGUUGAGGUUGGUGUUCCGUGCGAGCCUGAGGCCUUUAUGCAGUCUGCUGCUUCUUUUCGACAUCCGUCUGAGUGUGAUGUGGAGUUGCCUGCUGACCUGGAGGAGACACUGUCAGCUGUGUCUCGCAUGAGUUGUGCCGAGUUGGCACGUCGCAGGUGCCGUUUCCUUCACAGCAUUCUGCAGAGGUCACAUGAGUUGUCGACUCGUGAAGCUGCACUGCAUUCAGGUUUGGAGCCUCAUGCCAAGACCGUUCUCAAAGGCAAACGCUUGCUGUUGCUGGAGGAACUGCUGUCCAGCCUCGGGCAUGAGGACACCCGGCUGGUGGCCGACAUUUGUUCGGGUUUUAAGCUCACGGGUUGGCUCGCUCCUAGUGGUGUCAUGGAGCCAAAGAUCACUGCACCCUCUGAGUCUGCUGCGAACCUGUGGCGGCAACGCUCUGAUCUCAACGCUAAGGCUUGGAACCAGACCACUCCCACUGCCUCUGCUGAGCUUGAUCGCUCUUUGUGGGACGCGACUGUCAAGGACGCUUCCAGUGGCUGGGCCAUGCUCUUGCCGUCUUCUGCGGAGCCACCUACUGAGGUUCUGCUUAGCCGCAGGUUUGCCGUUGUUCAGGGUGAUAAGGUGAGGGGUGUGGACGACUUCAGCUUCAAUGGCCUGAAUGAUACUCUUGGCACCUGCGAGAAGGUGACUACAAUGUCCACAGCUCAUACAGUUGCACUUGGUUUGCGUCUGCUGAGGAUCGCCAAGGCUCGCGGCAUGAGCCUCUUAGGUCGUUGCUUUGACCUGAAGAGUGCUUAUCGGCAGCUGCCGAUUCAUCUCGACGAUUUACCUUACGCUGCUGUAACAGUCUGGUCACCUGAGGACAAUGCCGUCCGAGUGCUCCAAAUGUUUGCACUUCCUUUUGGCGCUGGGGGUAGUGUUCCGGGAUUUGUUCGGGUUUCUCUGGCUCUGUGGCGCAUUCUGUGCCGUCUUGCGCUGGUGCCUGCAACAAUGUUUUUUGAUGACUACACCUGCAUUGUGCUGGAAUCUGAUGCUGUCAACGCUGAGGCCUCCGUACACAUGCUGUUCCGCAUGCUGGGUUGGCGACUCGCCCUGGAAGGCGACAAGGCUGUGUCCUUUGCGCAAGCGUUUCAGUCGCUUGGUGUCGUGUUCCUGCUGACGCCUGGCGUUGACUGCAGUCUGACUGUCGGUGGAUCCUUGAUCAUAUCCCCAAAGGUGAUCCCAAGGUAUGGUCGCUUGCCUCUGUUCACUGAUGGAGCCUUUGAAAACGGCACUGCCUCCAUCGGCGGCGUCUUGUGUGACGGCUGGUGUCAGCCUCUGCAAUGGUUCGGUUGUGAUGUGCCUAGCGUUGUGACUGGGGGCUCUGGUCUCCUUGGCCAGCGGCUGUUAAAGUUCCUGGGGAUACUGACCCAUUCUGGGCCCAUGGCAUGGGCCUUGGCCCUGUGCGGCGAGGUCUUCUCGCCUCAGCCUGCCCUGGGAGUCUGGCACUUUUUCUUUUCUGAGCCCACAGACUUCUUCUUGGAGCCGGCAAAAGGGUUUGGCUGGAGUUCGCAGGAGGAACGCACUAAGCGUGUGCAGGCGCUGUGUAAGUGGUCCAACCUGCUGAAGCUGGCGCCUGAGUUUUUCUGCCUGGCGACUGUCGAGAGGUUGCCUACUGAAGGCGAUGAGUCUGUGGUGGAGCAUCUUGAUGUUCUGUUCAGCAAGAAGAGCACUAACGCGCUGUUAACUCGGGCCUCUCCUUUGACCAGGUUUGUUUUGUGGAGACGGCGUACAUGUCCCGAGGAUGUAACAUCCGAGAGCGUUGUUUGGCUGCACUGUCGCUGGCUUCAAGGUGUUGCUGCAGCUUCUAGCAUCGACUCCUUCGUGAGCAGUCUCAACUUUGUGCACGGCACUUUGGGACUGCGUGUGUCUGUGCAGGAGCUGCUGUCUGCUCGUGUGCGUGGCCUUGCCCACGCGCAUUUGCGCACUAAGGAGGAAGUGGCUCAGGCAACUGCUCUUACUGUUGUUCAACUCAGGUGGCUGGAGUACUACGCUGCUACUGCUGAUGACCUCUACGAGAGACUGGUGGCUUCAACUCUCUGCUUCAUGGUCUUUGCUCGGGCGCGCCGCAGUGAUGUCGCGCGCGCCACUCACAUUGAGUUUGACCUAUACCCGGAUGGUAUGGAUGGCUUCGUUGAGUGCAGAGUCAAGAACCCCAAGCAAGCGAGAGCUUCUAGCAAGAGAAAUCUGUUCAUGCCGCUGACUGCUCUUUUCUGUGGCGUGUCUGACGUUCCCUGGGGCGCCACUUUUCUGGCUGUUCGCGAGGCGAACCGCCUGGAGUCCAACGGUGCACUGGACCACCCUCUGCUUCCUGGGCUCACUGCUGCUGGUUUGUGGCUGCAGGAGUGUGUCAGCAGCAGUCAGCUUACUCAGUGGCUUCGCUGCAUCUUGGCGAAGGCCCCUGAUGCUGACCUGUCGGCCAUUGCGGCGGUCGUGUCUUCAGUGAAGAGGGGCAAGUUCGCUCCAGAUGUCACUCGCAGUGGUCGCUGGCAGGAGCCGGGUAGUCCUGCGAGCUCGGCUUCCGCUUCGCUGGUUUCUUCGCCACCCAGCAGUGCUGAGCGCAAGUCUUCUGCGGCUGCUGCCUCUGCUGCUGCCGCUGCUGUAACCAGCAGCUCCAGUGGCUCUUCUGAGGCUUCCUGUGACAGUGAUGAUGGUGCUGAUCAACUCGUGGCGGCUGCCCCCCACUUUGUGGAGAACAUCCUUGGUCUUGGGGGCUACGCUGUCGCUGGGAAUAAGAAGAACAAGUUGCUGCACAUUGUGAAACAGAAGACAGGGCGCCUCCUGUGCGGUCGCCUGCUGUCUGACUCCUUCGAGGUCUCUUCUGCUACUGACGCGGGUGAUAGUCGUUUCUGUCGUACUUGUAAAACCUGUGCACUUGCCUGCGUUUAG
Molecule: messenger RNA, 5151 nt
Organism: Symbiodinium sp. CCMP2592
Lineage: Eukaryota; Dinophyceae; Suessiales; Symbiodiniaceae
Source: the annotation of a GenBank genome assembly